ACCGAUCAUGCAGAGCUUCUUCACGCGGAAGCUCCCCAGGAAGACGGAGGAGUGGCUGGAGAGGAUGCUCGCGGCGCGCAUCGCCCCGGAGCUCGACGCCUUCGACUACGCGAUCUGCUCGGCCGCCUGGCGGGACGACGCGCUGUCGGCGGAGCGCUGGCUGAGGCAGGUGGACGCCCUCGGGAUGGCCCCCAGGGCGUCCUCGGUCUCCGCCCUGCUGAGCAGCUGCGCGAGGAAGGGCCUCAGCGCCAUGGCGGGGCGGCACCUGCGCGCGAUGCUGGAGGCGGGCUGCGAGGUGGACGCGCCGAUGUACCGCGACGUCAUCCCACCGACGAGACCGGG
Messenger RNA from Prorocentrum cordatum, 342 nucleotides. The record is from the annotation of a GenBank genome assembly. NCBI's taxonomy places the organism in Eukaryota, Dinophyceae, Prorocentrales, Prorocentraceae.